Molecule: messenger RNA, 789 nt
Organism: Venturia canescens
Lineage: Eukaryota; Metazoa; Arthropoda; Insecta; Hymenoptera; Ichneumonidae
Exons: 4
Coding region: 31-435 (134 amino acids)
Source: RefSeq, a predicted model, not a curated record
AACAUCGAAAAAAUUCCACGGAUAGCGACAAUGGCGAGAAUCUCAGUAGCGCUUUGCUUCGCCCUAGUGGCUUUGGUAGCUCAUGGCCAUGUACUGAGACCCGCGAAUACAAAUGCUCAACCAAUAGAAACCAAGGAGGCGUGCUUGCUUCAGCUAGAAAAAGUGGCCACGUCGAUUUUUCAACUUCACAAUGGUAUGCUCGUUGCUUUAAAUGGAACAACAAUAAAUAAGGAUGUACUGAUGAAGAUACAGCUAGCCUUUGAGACAAUUAAUGACGUCGCAACGGUAUUGAAGCCUCCGAGUGACACCGAGCAGGACCCGAGCGCAAUAAGAGCUGCAAUUGAGAACUGUGGCCUCGCGGUGGAAACUGGUGAAAAAGCUGUGGAAUCUAUGGCGGCCUACAUGCUUAAAAAUGGUUACUUCAAGUCUAAUUAAUCAGGCGAGAUUACCAGUAGUGAGAGAAAAACCAAAUGAGUGGAUUGCUCACAUUCUCAUAGUUUUCGGAAAUCAUUCGUCGUUGAUAAUUAGAUUUUUUUCUUUUUUAAUUGAAAAAGGCCUUGUUUACAAGGAAAUUAAUUAGACAAACUCAAUAACUAUAAACAUCGUGCAAAGUGAGGAUGUUUUUGUUGAUAACCAACUUCACAUAAAAUGCAUUUAUACCUCAUUUCUAAUCCUUAUGAUGAAAUGAGGAAAAAUUGAAACGAUGGUUAGAAAAAGAGCUCGCAUAAAAACGUAAAUUUGAUAAAACCCUGCAAUUAAUUUGAACCGAAAUAAAACGAUUGGAAAAAA